CAUGUUCAAGCUGACCUCUCAGUCAUGACGUGGGCGAUACUUAGUCAUGUGACUUGUCGUCACUACAUCCAGACUGUUUGGAACUAGUGCACCGGGCAGACCAACAUUGAGUGCACCAGCACAGGGAUGUUACGCAGAGCAGGCGGUCAUGGCCUGGAAGUCGAGGACCCGCAGUCUACAAGUGUUUGACACGGAGCUUAGCGCUGACACGGUGGAGUGGUGUCCUGUGUCCCAGUGCCACAACAUCCUGGUCUGCGGGAAUUAUCAGCUACACAAAGGGGUAGGGGUAGAGGAUGCCACUCCGAGACGGACUGGUCGAUUGUACCUUUUUGACUUUCGGCGAGACGAAUCAGUGGGUCCUCCUCUCACCGAGCUGCAGCGCAUCGACACCGCUGCUAUUUUAGAUCUAAAGUGGUGCCAUGUGCCAGUGUCAGGAAAGGCAGUCUUGGGAGCAGCAGCGGCAACAGGGGAGCUACAGCUGUACAUACUGUCUGACAGUCAGGAUGGCAGCCACAGUCUGCAAACUCUGAGAAGUCUGGAGGUGGGCGCAGAGCGCCUGGCUCUGUCAUUAGAUUGGUCCACUGGAAGAAUGGACAGCAGUGAUGUGCGGAUAGUCUGCAGUGACUCCGCAGGCUGUGUAAGCGUGCUCUCUCUGGCUGAGGGUGCUCUGACAUCUAUUUCGCAGUGGAAGGCUCACAACUUUGAGGCCUGGAUCUCAGCCUUCUCAUACUGGAAUACACAGCUGGUUUAUUCUGGUGGUGAUGACUGCAAACUUAAGGGAUGGGAUCUCAGGGUGGGUCCCUCCUGCCCCACAUUUACCAGUAAAAGGCAUUCAAUGGGUGUGUGCAGUAUUCAUAGCAAUCCACAUCGGGAACACAUCCUGGCUACAGGCAGCUAUGAUGAGCAGGUUCUGCUUUGGGAUGGCAGGAACAUGCAGCAGCCUCUUAGUGAGAGUGCCAUGGGUGGUGGAGUGUGGAGGCUGAAGUGGCAUCCGACCCAUCAGGACCUGCUGUUGGCAGCCUGCAUGCACAACGACUUCCAAAUCCUUCACUGCCGGCAGGCCCUAGAGGCCAGUGAAGGAGCCUGUCCUGUCGUCGCAUCCUACAUCCUCCACAACUCACUUGCGUACGGAGCUGACUGGUCCCGACUGUCCCUGGAGCAGCCUGCUCCUAGCUCCCCUCCCCCUGCAGAACCAAAGGAAAGCCUCAUAGAGACCAGAGGAGGGGGACACCUAAGGAUACAGUUCGAAUCUCCCACUGCCAGUUUUGAUACGUUCCUGGAGGAUGAUGCCGGACGAUACAUCCCAGAGGAUAUUGAAGCACCGUCCUCCACCCCUACAGCAAGCCCUACCCUCAACCCUAAUGGCGAUGUGCCCUCACUGUCCUGUCUACUCGCAAGCUGCUCAUUCUAUGACCAUAUGAUGCAUGUGUGGCGCUGGGACUGCACAAUAGAUGAGGCCAAUAAGGAAACUGAGCAGCAAACAUCUUCUGUCAAAUUAUAAAAUGAACCAAAGCUCAGCAGAAUAUAAAGCCAGCUAUGACAUGGGAACGACAUACUGUUAUGAAGCUCCUUUCCCUCUGCAAUACCUUACCACAAAACGUUUAAGUAACAAAACCCUAUAUUUUCAUAAUUAAAUUGAUUUUUCAUAGACUUCUAUUUAAACAGAUUAUGUACAGUCCUUAUACUGUUUAUUACAAUAUAAUUCACCCAAAGCUCACUCAUUUUGUUUUACAUUUUUUUCUCUGAAACACCUUGUUUGAAGACCAGCAUGAAUUUAACAAACAGGGAACCAUGCAGCAUGUAUGAAUGUUUCUUAUGGCUGUUUGUCGCAAAGUGAAAUUCUCUCUGGGAUCCUCUGCCUCACCAGGCUCCUUGUAUCUUUGAUUUAAUUGUUAUUGGCAAUUUGAUCAGUUUUAAUGUGUUUGAUGUGAUUUUUAUCCCCGACCAGCUUGAUGAAGGAUGAUAUCGAGACUGAGUAGGGAAGCUCCUCCAAAAAAAACCUCUUCCAUCUCUUAAGUCAGCGUCUGUGCUGCUGGCCUGAAAUCUGAGCUGAUUUUUGCCAUUUGAUGAUUUUGGAAAAAUAACUGUUGUAGAUUAAAAUGUGAAGAGGUCACUUUUAACCGCUGUUUACAUUCAUUGCAUUUUCUGACCAAUAAAUGACAACUUCUGCAUUCA
This is a messenger RNA of Platichthys flesus (European flounder), 2175 nucleotides long. It is a transcript of the gene dph7, whose product is annotated as diphthamide biosynthesis 7. Lineage: Eukaryota; Metazoa; Chordata; Actinopteri; Pleuronectiformes; Pleuronectidae. Gene Ontology annotation, molecular function: protein binding. The record is from RefSeq and is a predicted model, not a curated record. The transcript is spliced from 10 exons. Bases 149 to 1501 code for a protein of 450 amino acids.